UUUCAGAUCACGCCGAUCAAAUCGGGGUGUGAUUCUGUGGGACUACUUUCUCAAUUCAUUUCAACUUUAAAGCAGUCUUGGUUCGUAUCGCAUUUGGAUACGUAUCACAAGGAGUGUAAACUUGCUGUGUGAUGGUAGUUGUUAUUUACUCACUGCAAAGGGUUUUCAGCCUGAACGCAGAAGUUGGAGAAUACUGCCGAGCACAGCACUACUGAAUUGUGUCUUUGUGUUUUUUACAGCCCGUGAAACUUAGCUACGGUGAAAGUUUUACUGUUUGCGCAGGUGCAAUAACUAAGCAGUAUUGCAAAGAAUUAUUCCCAACAUACGGUUUUUUAAUUAUUGCUCUCAGGUAUAUUUACUGGUGGAGUCAUUUACUCGGUAAUUGUGUGGCUACGAAAAUAAGUUCGAAAGGAAAGAAGCAACGCUUUUUGUGUAAUAGCAAUUUGGUGCCCAUUGUGAGUUAUGAUAGCGGGAGAAAGGAGAAUGGAGUCAUCAACUGCCAGACGACCAACUCCAGCAUAUUUCAAGCCAGCGCCUAGCGAAAUUCAGUAUGGUAGAAUGAGGUUUUUAAUCACUGACCGACCAUCUGAUUUAACAAUCAACACUUACAUCGAAGAACUUGAAAAGCAUAAUGCUCGAGCAGUAGUUAGGGUAUGUGAACCAACAUACGCAACGACACCACUGAUCGUGAAUGGUAUUGAUGUACUCGAUUGGGAAUUCGAUGAUGGUAGUGCACCACCUCCUGAGUUGAUCACGAAGUGGUUAUCUUUAGCAAAAGAAAGUUUCAAACUGUAUCCAAAUCAAUGUAUUGCUGUGCACUGCGUAGCAGGAUUGGGUCGAGCUCCAGUACUUGUAGCUAUCGCGCUUAUGGAAGCCGGUAUGAAAUACGAAGAUGCUGUUGAUCUCAUCAGGCGACAUCGAAGAGGUGCUCUUAAUCAAAAACAACUGAAUUUCCUUCAAAAAUAUAAACCAACGGGACAACUACGAAAAUUGCGGUAUAGCGUGGACGGAAAGCCAGCGAGAUGUUCUCUGAUGUAGAUUACCAUCCAUGUGAUAUAUCUUAUCCAAACACAUUAUUUCACCUCAUUUCUACGUUUGAAAUCAAAUUCUAGUCCUUGAGAGAAAUUUCUUUUCAACGUAAAAUCUUGGCUGCAAGCCAUUCAGAUUACAAACGAUUAGUGAAUUUUCUUCAAAGGACCAUUGUGGGAUAAGGAUUACAUGUAUAUAAUAUUAAAAAAAGUCAUUAGAUCAUGAAAAAAUGAAGGUAGGAAAGCAUUCCCAAGAAAAUAAAGUAAUUUCCGCUCUCUAUAUGGAAAAGUAGCGCUGAUCAGUAAUGAUUCCCGUGUUUCUCUGGUGAAUGCUCGAAAAAGCAAAGGUUUUCCGCAGAUUGAGAAACACUGCGUCGAUGCCAUCAUUUUUAUCUGCUACGGUUAUUCUUUGGCUUUUUGCCCUCGGUAUUAUCCACUGUAGUGGAAACAGUGGAAGUUUACUAACAUUUUAUGCGUGAAUCUAUCCUGAUAGAUCCACGCAUAAAACCAUUCACAACUUCAUUUGUAAAAUUUUUAAUGCCUUCCUCUGAGAAGUCAAAAAACUCUUAUCGUUACUGAUUUCGAUUCGUUCAUCUGGGC
This is a messenger RNA of Loa loa (African eye worm), 1628 nucleotides long. RefSeq names its product dual specificity protein phosphatase CDC14B. The record is from RefSeq and is a predicted model, not a curated record. Gene Ontology annotation, molecular function: protein tyrosine phosphatase activity. Gene Ontology annotation, cellular component: nucleus. Gene Ontology annotation, biological process: protein dephosphorylation. NCBI's taxonomy places the organism in Eukaryota, Metazoa, Nematoda, Chromadorea, Rhabditida, Onchocercidae. The transcript has 7 exons. The coding region runs from base 463 to 1038 and encodes 191 amino acids.